Ipomoea triloba (trilobed morning glory) is the source of this 4038-nucleotide messenger RNA. RefSeq names its product TMV resistance protein N-like. The transcript is spliced from 6 exons. The record is from RefSeq and is a predicted model, not a curated record. Lineage: Eukaryota; Viridiplantae; Streptophyta; Magnoliopsida; Solanales; Convolvulaceae. Gene Ontology annotation, biological process: defense response; signal transduction. Gene Ontology annotation, molecular function: ATP hydrolysis activity; ADP binding. Bases 93 to 3428 code for a protein of 1111 amino acids.
UUGUCAAACCAAAAGGGGCCACUCUAGUCUCUAUCACCCACGCAAAUGUAGAAGGCAAAUACCAAAAAGGAGCUUCACUCUCCUAAAACUCCAUGGCUUCUGCUUCCAUAUGCGAACGACUGCCCGUUGACUCUACAAUUUCUCGCUGGACAUACGAUGUUUUCCUUAAUUUUAGAGGCGAGGACACGCGGAGAGGCUUUACAGAUCAUCUUUAUGCUGCUUUGGACAGGUUUAGCGUCUACACAUUCAAGGAUGAUGAAGAGCUCCGUAAAGGGGACUACUUUCCCACUCAGCUCUUGGAGGCGAUUGAGGGGUCUAAGAUUUCAAUUGUCAUAAUCUCCAAAACUUAUGCCUCCUCCAGUUGGUGUCUAGAGGAGUUAGUGAAGAUCUUGGAAUGUAAGGAGAUGUUAAACCAGGUGGUUCUUCCCAUAUUCUACCAUGUUGAUCCUUCCCAGGUACGCAAACAAACAGGCAGUUUUGGUUAUGCGUUCACUCAACAUGAAGAACGAUUUGAGGCAGAUAGAAUUGGUGCGUGGAAAGCUGCACUCACUAAGAUUGCGGGGUUUAUAGGAUGGCAUUUGAAAGAAGUCGGAGACAGGUCUGAAUCAGAGUAUAUCAAUGAAAUUGUGGAGGUGGUCCAGCAGGAAGUGAACCAUACAUACUUGAAUGUUGCUAAACACCCUGUUGGAAUUGAUGUUCGUGUGAGUAAAAUUCAUGCUUUAUUACAAAGUGGAGCAAAGGAUGAAGUUCGUAUCAUUGGGAUUUAUGGCAUGGGUGGUGUAGGGAAAACAACCCUUGCAAAAGCCAUAUUUAACAAAAUUUAUAGAAUGUUCCAAGGUAGUAGCUUUCUUGCUGAUGUUAGAUCAAAAGGUUUAGACCGCUUACAAGAGAAGCUUCUUUGUGAAACUCUAAGGACAAAGAAAUUUGAAGUUGACAAUGUUCAUCGGGGAAUUAGUUUGGUUAAAAAAAGACUUGGGUUAAAAAAGCUUCUCGUUGUUGUUGAUGAUGUAAACCAUAUAAGUCAAUUAGAAGCAUUAGUUGGAGAACGAAAUUGGUUUGGUCCAGGCAGCUUAAUUAUAAUUACGACCAGAGAUGUUCACUUGCUAAAUUGUCUUGAAAUAGAUGAAAUGUACGAAGUUGAGAGGUUAAGUUCCUGCGAAUCUUUGCAAGUCUUUAGUUUGCAUGCAUUUAGGAAUCCAGUCCCGUUGGAGGCUUAUGCAAAACUAUCAAAUAUGAUAGUAAGUUAUGCUGGGGGACUUCCUUUGGCGCUUACAGUUUUAGGUUCACAUUUUUGCGGAAGAAAGUCAAUUCAAGAAUGGCAAGAUGACUUUGAGAAACUAAGAAGGAUUCCUCAUGAAGAUAUUUUGAAGAUUCUCAAAAUUAGUUAUGAUGCACUUGACGAUGAUACUCAAAGAAUCUUUCUUGAUAUUGCUUGCUUUUUUACGGGUGGAUAUUUCGAUCCAGAAGAGAUUGUUAAGAUAUUGAAUGGUUGUGGUUUCUUUGCUCAGAGUGGAGUUAGAAUUUUAAUUGAUAGAUGCUUGUUAAAAGAAGAUCUUUGUAUGCAUGAUUUAAUUCGAGAUAUGGGAAGAGAAAUUGUUCGCCAGGAAUCUGCUAUGCAACCUGAGAAAAGAAGUAGAUUAUUUUUACAUGAUGAAGUUUUGGAUGUGCUUGUGAGCAACAAGGGCACUGAAGCAAUUGAAACAAUGGUUAUAGAUUUGCCAAAGAAUGUGAAUUUGAGUACAGAGGUAUUCUCUAAAAUGACUAGAUUAAGAGUACUCAAAAUCUUAUCCAUGGCUAUCAGUGGACCUUUGAAAUACUUGUCCAACGAGCUUAGAUUGUUUUAUUGGCGAAAUUGCCCUUUGAGACGCAUAUCAUCUGAUCUUUGUUUGAAUAAGCUUGUUAUUUUAGAAAUAACAAGCAGCAAUAUUGAGGAAUUUCAACCCAAUUUGCAGCAUUUUAGAUUCUUGGAUAUCUUAAGACUUGAUUUUUGCGAGCAACUUAAAAGAGCCCCAAACUUCACUGGAGCACAUAGUAUAAAGACACUUUCCCUCUAUAGUUGUUCAAAUUUGGUUGAAUUGCCACAAUCAAUUGGAGAUUUAAAAAACCUUGUCAAAUUACAACUGGGAUACUGCAAAAAUCUCAAAAUGCUUCCUAGUAGCAUUUGCAAGUUGAUAUCUCUUGAGUAUCUUGGAUUGGAAGAGUGCUCCAAGAUAAAAGAAUUACCUACCAACUUGGGAAAAUUGGAGCAAUUACGUCAGCUUGAUGCAAGUGAGACUUCCGUGACAUAUCUACCCAUUUCUUGUGGAUCUUUGAGAUAUCUCAACUAUUUGGCACUACGGCCAUUGUUGUGCCCGCAAGAAAGUGUGGAACCCAUUGGGCAUUUGGCAUCUUCAUAUGCUAAUUUAUGUUCCUUGCGUGGUCUAUGUGCUCCUUACCACUAUCUGCAACAUUUAGAACUUCAAAUUGGUCAUGGGAGUUUAUCCUUUUUGACAUUUUUAGAUUUAAGCCAUAGUUACUUCAAUACCCUACCCUUUAACUUUUGUCAUCUUUCCCGGCUACGAGAUCUCAUCUUGAACAACUGUAAGAACCUUCAAGUGAUUCAAGAUCUUCCCUCUAGCCUACACACUCUCUCCGCAGAGAAUUGUCUAGUUUUGGAAAAGGCAUCAGUUUUGUCUGGCAUAGAGGUACGGAGUUUGAAGCUUCCCAACUGCAGUAAUUUGGUUGAGCUUCGAGACCUGGAAAAUCUCACUUCUCUAGAAGACAUCGACAUAAGAAAUUGUAGCACAUUGAGCAGUAAUUCUUGUUUUGUAAACUUGUUCAAGGCACAUUUUCAGAAGUCAGACCUUCAACAGUUUACAGUGUGGGUUUCAAAAGACAUGAUUCCAGAAUACUUAUGGUGCAAUGAAGUAGUUGGUUCUUCAUCAAAUUACAAAUUGCCAUUGUUUUUGGAGGAAAAACUGAUAUUAAUUGUUUUGAUUUCACGGGGGUGCGUUGGUAGGUGUUUCUUUAAAAACAAAACCACAGGUGUUGAAUUGUUGAUAUUUGAGCUGGGGUACCCUUUGGGGCCACAUAAUGAUGAUAUGGUGUUGGAAUGCAAAGUGUAUGAUCAUUUUACAGAACCCAUCAAAGUUGAAGAGCUGGAGGUGUUUAUAGAGUUAUAUCCGCUGCGUAUCAAAACACCAAAAGAGAAUUUAACUAUUCAUACAUGUAUAGUGUAUGCAGACAAAGAUGGUGAGCUAUACUUCUUUCCUGUAAAUGUGGAGAUAAAAUUUCCCCCUGGAUAUACAGAAGGAGUAAGCCGAAACCCUGAUUCAAACGUGGAAACAGAGCAGCAUAAUAGGCGACAUGAAGAAGGGAGUUGCAUUUGGGAUGUUCUGCGCCUGCAGCCUUUAUUUGGAUGUCUUGGUUUUUCUGGCAGACACAAUUAGCUCUCCACAACAUUUGGGGCACUCUUUAGGCUCUCCAAACUCCAGCUUCCUCUGUCAACAAUCACCAGCUAGUAGUGGACUAUUAGCCCAUUCCAUAGCUUGCAGCUCCACCGCCUCCACGGACCACCAGACCACCAUCCUUGCGCCUCUGGUCACAGCUAUGUCAUCCACCGAAUUGCCUCCUCUGUCUUUUGCUUUCAGUCGGUCAGCAGCCAGCAGGACAGCAGUUCCAUCAUUCAUUGCUUGUCUUCGGUCGCCAUUACUCAAAUAGCAGCUCUUCAGGUGUUGUUGCUGCUGCAAGGCUUUAGGGUGAUUGGUCGAACGAACUGAGCUAACGCCGCGGAGAGAUUCAAUAUAUUUUCUUAAGAGAGAUGAAGGGUGUGGGUGUAAAUGCAGCAGGAGAUGGUCUGGUUUUUGGGCUGUAAUUUUCUGUCUACAGUUGUGAAAAUGGUGUAUGUAGGAUAGCUCUCAUACAUUUACUACUCAAUUGAUUAACUGAUUUUAGGCUUGUGCAGCAGUUUUAAUCUCUUCUAUAUAGUCUUGUUGGCUUGUACACAUUGAUCUGUAUGGUAAUGUUCUGCCAUCAUGUUUGCUCUCUAAAUUGUGCUAA